UGGUUGUGGCCGUUCCAGCCAUGGCGGCGGCGGCGGCUCCAGGAGCGGCGGGGCCGGGAAUGGCGGCGGGAGCCGGGCCCGGUGCCGCGGUGGUGGCGGCGGGGCCCGGAGCGGUGGCGGGAGGCGGCGGGGCCGCGGUGAAGAGCGGCGAGGAGCGGCUGAAGGAGAUGGAGGCGGAGAUGGCGCUGUUCGAGCAGGAGGUGCUGGGGGCUCCAGGCCCCGCCCCCGGGGACCCUUUGGCCCCGCCUCCCGUCCUGCGGCCGAUCAUCGCCACCAACACCUACCAGCAGGUCCAGCAGUCUCUGGAGGCUCGCGCCGCCGCCGCCGCCACCGUCCCCCCCUUGGGGACACCCCCGGUGCCCUUCGUGGGGGCCAGUGUCACCGCAGCGGCCGCCGAUCCUGCGCCCGGCCUUCGUGCCACACGUGCUGCAGAGACCGGGUACGGGGACAGGGACAUUGGGGAC
Camarhynchus parvulus is the source of this 464-nucleotide messenger RNA. Its product is annotated as RNA-binding protein 42-like. The transcript is spliced from 4 exons. NCBI's taxonomy places the organism in Eukaryota, Metazoa, Chordata, Aves, Passeriformes, Thraupidae. The annotation marks the transcript as partial. The record is from RefSeq and is a predicted model, not a curated record.